This is a messenger RNA of Zophobas morio, 952 nucleotides long. RefSeq lists its product as uncharacterized. Bases 115 to 801 code for a protein of 228 amino acids. The record is from RefSeq and is a predicted model, not a curated record. The transcript has 4 exons. NCBI's taxonomy places the organism in Eukaryota, Metazoa, Arthropoda, Insecta, Coleoptera, Tenebrionidae.
GCACUUUCAUUGUUUACGAGCAUUCUCGAAGAAAGUCCUUCGCUGUUUGGUACGUUUUAGUUAUUCGAAACCGAGUUUGCACAGUUGACGUUUUUUCAAUUAAAAAUUCCACAAAUGGAGUAUGCUUACGUUGAGGAGACGCUGGCCAACAUCCAUCUCAACAGGCAGCAGAGCCGAAGAGACAGGUCGAACAGCACGAGUAACGGCUCCCCGAAGAUCUCCACCAGCAACGGCAACCUGAAGAUCAACAGCAACUGCGGCAUGUUCCAGAUGCGGCACGACCCCGUGAAGAGGACCGGCAGCUUCGUCAUAGGCCAGAAGCUACGCGAAUCCAAGUGGUUCACGCACGCCGAAAUGAACAUUUUUUGUGCCGUGGUGGAGUCGGGGUUCAUCAUCGAGCAGAAGCAGGAGGAUGUCACCAGGUACGGGGUCGCCAUCUGGGCCCCUAGCUACGAAAAAAGCAAGAACCCUGAGUACCUGACCAUCUACACCAUCACCGAAUGCAAGGGCAAAUUCAAAGUCCUGCCCUGCAAGCUCAUCGAAUUUUGGCCCGAUGGGACCACCGUCAAAAUCAACAACAAAUCCGACAAAACGGAAACUCCAUUGGCCGAAGACGUGGUCCGAAGUCAAAUCACAGCAGCCGAAAACUCCAAAAGGAAGUGGCACAACACCGAGCAUUUCGCCUACUAUUGUCGAUACGGACCUGUCGCUACCAACGUUAGGAUGAGAAAGAUUACAGACGGAUUAAGGUGGAACACCGGCACGUUCUUCCUAAAAAUCAGGAGUCUGACAGCUAAAUAACCACCUAGAUAUAAGUUAAAGUUAAUUUAGUAUUACCUCCUAAGACUGUGUUAUUUAUUUCUUUUAUAUGGACAUGAUGACUUAUUUUUUAUAUGUAAAGUUGUCAAGUUUAUUGAAGGGUUUAACUUUAAUAAAUCGAUGAUAACUAAGA